Messenger RNA from Fulmarus glacialis (Northern fulmar), 1893 nucleotides. RefSeq names its product EF-hand calcium binding domain 7 (gene EFCAB7). The record is from RefSeq and is a predicted model, not a curated record. Bases 1 to 1893 code for a protein of 630 amino acids. Lineage: Eukaryota; Metazoa; Chordata; Aves; Procellariiformes; Procellariidae. Gene Ontology annotation, molecular function: calcium ion binding. The transcript is spliced from 13 exons.
AUGGCCAGCAGUGCUGAGAAUAAUGCAUCCCUCUCUGUUCAGAAAGUCACACGCUCAGGAAGUUCUCAAGCAAAGAAAUCCCAGCAAGCAGAAGAAGCAAUCUUUUACAUGAACUGCCGAGCAGCUUAUCUAACUGUUUUAAAAAGCAGUUUAGAAAAUAUUAAAUCAAAAGAACAACUCAGUUUAGUACUUCAACAGGCUGGAAGAAAUCCAUCUCAGAAGACAGUUAAUAAAUAUUGGACAUCACAAACGACUACACUGAAUUUUGAUGAUUUUUGUACUAUUUUAAAAAAAGAAAAACCAGCUACAAAAACUGAACUGCUCGAAGCAUUUGGAAAAAUAGACACAGAUAACACUGGAUAUAUUUUACAUGAUGAACUUUAUAAAAUUCUUACAACGAGAGGUGAAAAAAUGACGUGGGAUGAAGUGAGUACCAUUACUAAACAAGCUGAUUUUAACUGCAGUGGCAAACUUGACUACAACAAGUUUUGUGACUUAUACAUGACAACCAGUGAGCAGUGCUGCAAGACUGCACGAGAGAAACUGGAAGUUGAUAGUCGAUUGAGGCAACAGCAGUUUGGAAGUCAAGCUGAAACUUCCUCUGAAGGGAUCACACUGCCAGUGUCAAAACCAUCACCAAGAGUCUCGAGGAGAACUGAUCACAAACUAGCACCAACAAAAGGUGAUAGCAGAACUCCUUCAAGACCCUCAUCAGCGCAAAGUUGCAAAGCAUCCAUUUCUACCACUAUCAGCAUGGGUGCCAGUAGCAACAGAAACACAAAGCUAAUUGAGCCAGACACAAUAAAGGAAUGGCAAUGUGCACAAUCCAAAGGAUGCUUCUACUUAGAAGAAGAUGGUGAAAUCAUUAGUCACAAGUACAAGUUGCACUUACCUCAAAGGUCUACAGUAUGUAUUACCAUCAAGCCUUUAAACGUCCGUCAGGUAGAAGGAAAAUCUUGUCAUUGGUUGUCGGUGGAUACAGCUUUAUAUAUUCUGAAGGAAAACGAAACCCAAGAAAAUCUACAGCUUGUGAGCUUUACUGAACAACAAAACAAAGAGAUGUUUGGAUGGAAAGGGGAGCUUGGAUCAGGCAUUUACUGGCUACUCCCAUUCACAACAGGCUGUAGGUUGAAGAAGGUAAAACCACAAAUUACUGGAGAAGCAAAACUGGUGUAUAGAGGUGAAGAUGGCGAACUGGCUCUGACCAAAGAGUUCCGAGCCGCUUUAUUGGAUAUAUUUGAAACAAUAGAUUUGGAUGGAAAUGGCCUUCUGAGUUUGGAGGAAUACAAUUUCUUUGAACUGAGAACAAGUGGUGAGAAAUGUGAUGAGGAAGCAUGGGCUGUAUGUAAGGAGAAUUUUGAUAUGAAGAAGAAUGAACUAACAAGACAAGGAUUUAUGGAUUUGAAUCUCAUGGAAGCCAAUGACCGUGAAGGGGAUCCUAGUGACCUUUGGGUCACUUUAUUGUCUCUGGGCUACAAUAAAGCAUUAGAAAUGACAGAGGCAUGCCCCUUUGUCAUUGACAUCUAUGCAGAAAAAUGCAAACCCAGAAUUAAAGCCAUGUAUCUAGAGGCAGGGAGCUGGCAACUCAACAGGGCUAUUUGCAAGUCUGUUGUUAAUAAAGGAGAGGCCAAAGUAAUGGAUGGCUGUGAAAACAUAAUCAUCUAUACCUACAAAGCAGGCAGGAGAAUCACUUCUGUUAUUGAAAAUAAGUCUGAAAACAAAGUGAUUAUUCAUGUCAACAAUGAGCAGAGUAAGAACUGCCUAAGUAAUAGGGGACUUGCUGUUUUUGCUGUGGAAGUGGCACCAAAAUCCAUGAUGGUUUCUCAGCAUGUGAUGCCGCUGAACGAGCAGGAAGAAUGGCUUUAUAAUUGUGUGCAUUCCCUCUUACGUUAA